Molecule: messenger RNA, 963 nt
Organism: Perkinsus marinus ATCC 50983
Lineage: Eukaryota; Perkinsozoa; Perkinsida; Perkinsidae
Exons: 11
Coding region: 1-963 (320 amino acids)
Source: RefSeq, a predicted model, not a curated record
AUGGGCAAACCGAAGGAAUCUCUCGAGGAGAAGCGUGCUAGGAUUUACGAAGAAAUCUUGGAAGAGUCCAACAAGCCGCGGUUCGGUUACUUCGGCUAUACGGCUCCUCUCUGUAUCGGUGAGAAUUCUGCCUAUAAAACCACAAGGCGAAAACCGAGGUCUGAGGAGGAUCCUCCGGACCUGGGUCGGAAUCUAAUGACCAAUCCCUCUAAGAAAGGCACUGGAGUCGACGCUCUCUUUUCUUUCCCGGAACCUCUUUGCAAUGGGGAUCUCUAUGUUGACCCCGGUCGCCGAUUGGGCAGGAAAAAGGUCAAAGCAGUCGACCCAGAGGCCCAGUUCAAGCCGGCCGGCUCGGUUAAGGUGCCCCCUAGUGCAUACGAAUACGUCGAGCAUAAAAAUGGAAUGAGAGACCCCAUAGCUCUCCACAAUAAGUACAAGGACUAUUCCUAUCCGCGGAACUUCGUAACGUCACCAGCCAAAAUCGGUGGUGGAGGAGUGCUCACACCAGGUGUCCUAUUCUCGCCCUUCCCGGAAUAUCUGUCGGAGGAGUAUGAUGCUAUGCGGAAAACGAAGGUAGCAGGGGAUUCGGAAACCUUUGUCUUUAAAGUGGCCAACUGGUUCUUACCACGCCUUCUCUUCAUCGUACUUCAGUUUGAGGAGAUGAAACGCAACAAGGAACGGCAAGGCGAUCAAAUGCCCUUCCGUAUCGGAGCUUGCAACGAUACGACCAGAAUGUUCCAGAAGAAUAUCGAGAUGUAUCACUGUGAACAGCCCUACGGGGUCCCGCGCGUACCAGAGAAGCGCAAUAUUAAUGUGGCUCAACAUGAUGGGCCAUUCAGACCAGCCAACCCUAGCAAGAAGGGUCAUGCAUCUACUAUGAGUCCCUUCCCUGAGCACAUGCCAGAGCAGCCGAUAGAGGCUAAGCGAAAGCCUAGGGAUGAAGGGGUGACCACCAUUACUUAG